This is a messenger RNA of Gastrolobium bilobum, 696 nucleotides long. RefSeq lists its product as uncharacterized. Lineage: Eukaryota; Viridiplantae; Streptophyta; Magnoliopsida; Fabales; Fabaceae. The coding region runs from base 1 to 696 and encodes 231 amino acids. The transcript has a single exon. The record is from RefSeq and is a predicted model, not a curated record.
AUGCCCAAAUAUGUCAAGUUCAUGAAAGACGUUCUCUCCAAGAAGAGAGGUAUAGAAGAAUAUGAAACUGUAACCUUGACGCAGGAAAGCUGCAAAUAUUUGGGUAAACUUCCACCAAAGCUACAAGACCCUAGGAGUUUUACCAUCCCUUACGUUAUAGGGAAUACUUACCAAGGCAAAGCCUUGUGUGACUUGGGAGCCAACAUCAAUCUGAUGCCCUCCUCAAUUUUUAAACAACUUGCCACAGGCCCAGCAAAACCUACUACUGUAACACUACAAAUGGCUGACGGAUCUAUUGUUAAGCCUGCAGGAAAAGUAGAAGAUUUGCUGGUCAAAGUAGAUAGGUUCAUUUUUCCUACUGAUUUCAUCAUCCUAGAUUAUGAAGCUGAUGUUGACGUUCCCAUUAUUUUGGGAAGAUCGCUCCCUGUAACUGGAGGAGUUGUCAUCAAUAUGCAGAAAGGGGAACUCAUCGUAAGAGUUCAUGAUGAUGAAAUUAAGUUCAAUGUUCUAAAAGCCAUGAAGUUUCAUGAUGAUGAAGGAGACUUGGAAGAAUGUUCCAUGAUAUCUGUGUUAGAUACCCAGAUCAACUUGAAUUCAGUUGAAGAAGAAUCAGAAGAAGAAGAAAGUUUACAAGAUGAGGAACAUAUCCCACUACAAGAGAGAACACUUGUGCCUCUGCAAAGAACAAAAAAAUAA